GUUGAGACUUAUGACGUCAGUAGCCUGCGACGUGUGACUGAACGUCGCUGUUUGCGUAUUUAUGUGGUUUAUUGUGUGUGUUUAGAAUCUAACCGGACUGUUUCCUCCUCUCAAACCGGUCCCAGCCUCAGGAUGAUUGACACCGAGAGGGGAGCUGAUGAUGCUGGUCCGGCCGUCCACAGCAGGAAGGAGAACAAGGAGACAGAGAAGAAGAAGCGCUCUCGGGUCAAACACCUGCUCGCCGAUGUGAAGAAGCAGGUGGAGUUCUGGUUCGGAGAUGUCAACCUGCACAAGGACCGCUUCCUGAGAACACUCAUCGAUGAGUCAGAAGACGGAUAUGUUGAUAUAUCUGUGUUGGCAAGCUUCAAUCGAAUGAAAAAGCUGACAACGGACACCAAGCUGAUUGCGAGGGCGGUGAAAAAUUCAUCUGUAGUUGAGGUGAACUUGGAAGGCAAUAAAGUGCGACGCCAGCUUCCAAUUGGAGACAUACCAGAUGAUACAGACAGCCGCACAGUCUAUGUGGAACUUUUGCCCAAGGAUGUGACCCACAGCUGGAUAGAGCGAGUGUUUACAAAAUGUGGGAAUGUGGUGUAUAUAAGCAUCCCCAGAUACAAGUCUACAGGUGACCCCAAGGGUUUUGCAUUUGUUGAGUUCGAGACAGAGGAACAAGCAAAGAACGCCAUAGAGAUGCUGAACAACCCCCCUGAAGAUGCUCCCAGGAAACCAGGGAUUUUUCCCAAGACGAAAAGUGGGAAGAAUUUUACUCUGCCAGCUGACAAUCCACCAUCAGGGGAAGAAGAGGAGAAGAAAAGGAGAAAGAAGAAGAAAAAGAAAGAAGGCUCCACAGUGCCAAUGUCUGCAGAAGCCAAAGAGCAGGCGAUGGAAGCAGAGCCAUCAGAGCAAAAGAGGAAGCACUCCGCAGUGGGGGAUUUUCAACGAGAGGGAGCCAGCACUCAGAAAACCCCGGCAAAAUUGUCCGAGAAAAAAAGACGACGGUCGCAGACAGUGGAGGGAUCUGACAGUGACGUACCAUCAAAGAUAAGAAAAACUAGUGAAAGUGAAUCUCGAGAGAAGGAGAUGGAUGUUGCAAAGACUGAUCCACCCACUGACACCGAGAGAGGGGUAGAGGAAGGGAAAGAAAACAGAGAUGAUUCAACAGUCAAAGCAAAGAGGAAGCGAAAAAAGAAGCACAAGGAAAAACUGAAAAUUGGGGAGGAAGUCAUCCCACUGCGAGUUCUGUCAAAGAAAGAGUGGCUUGACCUGAAGGUGGAGUACUUGACCUUGCAGAAGCGCAGCAUGGCGUCGCUGAAGAAGUGCAUGAGUAAGAUCGAUCACAAGGAGCGCAAAGAGCACAAGGAGCACAAGGGUCGAAUGGAGAUAGAGGAUGAGCCUCAAGAUGGAAACGUAGAGAAGAGUCACAAAAGUGAAAAAGCAGCGACCCCGGGCCCUCAGUUUACCAGCGGUGUCAUCUUGAAGAUCACAGACAUCAAUCCGCUACCAGGGAGAAAGUUCCUCAAAGAUGCCUUGAGUAAAAUAUCACAAGUGGCAUACAUUGACAUUUUGGAGGGAGAUGCUGAGGGUCACAUCCGCUUUCACACCCCAGAGGAGGCCAAAGCCGUCAGUGAUGCCCGAGCUGAGCUGCAGAGGGAGCACAGCUGGAAACUGGAAAUUCUGUCAGGUGACCAUGAACAAAGAUACUGGCAGAAGAUCCUCGUGGACCGCCAGGUCAAGUUGAACCGUCCGAGAGAAAAGAAGCGCGGCACAGAGAAGCUCAUAUCCAAAGCCGAAAAAAUCAUCCUUGCCCGGGCCAAGGAGGCGACUAAGCACAUCCGUUUUCAAGAAGACUGACACCUGCUGAAACAAUAUCAUUUUUUCAAUUUUACAAUCAUUCAUGUUGAACUCUGUUGAUUUUACAUGAUGUGAUUCGAGGGGGGAGAGUCUAUGUUAAUGUGUAUUUUGUUUGACACACGACUUGAACCACAGUUAAUGAGUUAAAACGUCCGCUUUUUCUUCGUCUGCACUGGAACUUUCAAGAUAAUGUGAAGUGUUACUAUGCAUAUACACAUUUGGACAUUUUUAAAAUUGAUAUCUUUUUUUUUUUAACUCUGUAUAUGAUGUAAAUAUAACUGCUUUGAACGUUCUUCCAGUCGAGAUUAAUUCAGUUUGAAUUCUACUUGUCUUGUUGUUUUUUCUUUUUCUUUUUUAACUAAAACUUCAUUAUUUCAUGAC
Hippoglossus stenolepis (Pacific halibut) is the source of this 2229-nucleotide messenger RNA. It is a transcript of the gene larp7, whose product is annotated as La ribonucleoprotein 7, transcriptional regulator. Gene Ontology annotation, molecular function: mRNA binding. The record is from RefSeq and is a predicted model, not a curated record. The transcript has 13 exons. The coding region runs from base 133 to 1848 and encodes 571 amino acids. Gene Ontology annotation, cellular component: nucleus. Gene Ontology annotation, biological process: RNA processing. Lineage: Eukaryota; Metazoa; Chordata; Actinopteri; Pleuronectiformes; Pleuronectidae.